Chaetomium fimeti is the source of this 780-nucleotide messenger RNA. RefSeq lists its product as uncharacterized. The record is from RefSeq and is a predicted model, not a curated record. Gene Ontology annotation, cellular component: nuclear body; RecQ family helicase-topoisomerase III complex. The coding region runs from base 1 to 780 and encodes 259 amino acids. NCBI's taxonomy places the organism in Eukaryota, Fungi, Ascomycota, Sordariomycetes, Sordariales, Chaetomiaceae. Gene Ontology annotation, biological process: double-strand break repair via homologous recombination; resolution of meiotic recombination intermediates. The transcript has a single exon.
AUGGACAUCCCCACCCAACUCCAGACCUCCCUCUCCACCACCACCACCCCCCUCCCCUCCCUCACCUGGCUGCAAACCCUCUGCACCCCGCGCACACCGACCACCCCCCUCCCCCCCUUAGCCUCCCUGCUCGCCACAGCGCGCACCCGCCUCCUCGCGAGCGACCUCACCACCCCAGGCCUGCUCGACGCGCGGUGGGCGUCCGCGCACGCCCUGCCGGCGAAUCUGGCCGCGACACACGCCGCGACGCGCGAGAGUAAGCUGGCGGCGGAUGUGGUGGUGCAGGUGCUGGAUUUGGAGGACGUCAGUCGGUCGCGGUGGGAGCAGGCGGAGGGGUUGGAGGCGCUGGCGAGGGGGGAGGGGACGAGGGGGAGGGAGGUUGUUAGGUUGCCGCCAGCGGGUGAUGGGGGGGACGGGCAGGACGGGGAGGGGGAUAGGGGGGAUGGAAAUGGGGGGGAUGGGGGCGGUGCUGGUCCGCAGCCGCAGGGUGCCGGUGGCAGCAGCAAGAAUAGCACGCAUAAGCUGGUGGUGCAGGACUGCAAGGGCCAGAAGGUCACCGCGAUCGAGCUGAAGCGGGUGGAGCGCCUGGCGGUGGGCAAGACGUUUAUCGGGGAGAAGAUCCUGCUGCGGGCGGGGACGGUGGUCGCGCGCGGUGUUGUGCUGCUGGACCCGGCGCAGUGCGUUGUGCUUGGUGGGAAGGUCGAGGCGUGGCAUCGGGCGUGGGUGGAUGGUCGGUUGGAGAGGCUGAGGGAGGCUGUCGGGGCGGAGAGGCGGGCAUAG